Messenger RNA from Varanus komodoensis (Komodo dragon), 6627 nucleotides. It is a transcript of the gene UNC13C, whose product is annotated as unc-13 homolog C. Gene Ontology annotation, molecular function: phospholipid binding; calmodulin binding; calcium ion binding. Lineage: Eukaryota; Metazoa; Chordata; Lepidosauria; Squamata; Varanidae. The record is from RefSeq and is a predicted model, not a curated record. Gene Ontology annotation, biological process: neuromuscular junction development; synaptic transmission, glutamatergic; synaptic vesicle priming. Gene Ontology annotation, cellular component: synaptic vesicle membrane; plasma membrane; presynaptic active zone cytoplasmic component. The coding region runs from base 1 to 6627 and encodes 2208 amino acids. The transcript has 32 exons.
AUGGUUUCUGCCCCCUUUCAGAGCCUGAUCUCUUCCUACAUAUAUAAGAUCUACAAAGGAAUGUUUACAAAGAAAUUGGGAAAUAGUACAAAGAAAAGAGAGAGUUGUCAAAGCAAAAAGGAACAAGACAUCUCCCACGCUGGACAGAUAAAGAAUCCCAAACUCUCCAACACUCUGAAAAGCAAAGUGAAAAAGGUUACCAAGUGCUCCUCUUCUCGCAAUUUGUCAACAGAAGAGGAAGGACCCAACCAGGAGUUUUCUCUGUCUCCAACAUUCAGCUAUCGGGUAGCAAUUGCAAAUGGACUACAGAAGGGUGUUUUCCUAACCCAAAAGAAUGAGGAUCCGUUUCAAGAGCCGUCUUCCAAUGAGAGCUCAUAUUCAGAGUCCUUAAGUGAAGUCAAAGGCCUGACUAGGAGCAAAGAGCUUUCGUUGCACACUAUGCCUGUGAGGCGGAACAGGAAGAGCUCGAGUAGCCUUGCCCCUUCCGAUGGCAGCUCUGAUGGGGAGCGCACCUUGCACAGUCUGAAGCUUGGUGCAUUACGGAAGCUGCGCAAAUGGAAGAAGAGCCAGGAAUGUGUCUCCUCAGACUCAGAACUCAGCACAUGGAGGAAGACCUGGGGCCUGCGGAGCAAGUCUCUGGACCGGACUGCUCGCCCACCUAAGUCCAACACCCUUGAGCCAAGCUUCAGUUCAACAGGUUGCAUCAGUCAAACCCACGAUGUCAUGGAAAUGAUCUUUAAGGAACUUCAAGGCAUCAGCCAGAUCGAAACAGAGCUCUCUGAACUGCGGGGACAUGUCAAUGCCCUGAAGCAGUCCAUUGAUGAAAUUUCGAGCAGUGUGGAAGUGGUGCAGAGUGAGAUUGAGCAGUUGCGGACGGGAUUUGUACAGUCCAGGAGGGAAACCCGUGACAUCCAUGACUAUAUCAAACAAAUUGGGCACACGGGGAGCAAAGCCAGCCUCAGAUUUUUAAAUGUGCCAGAGGAGAAGUUUGAAAAUACCGAACGAGUGGUAUACAGAACAUUAAUAGAGAAAAUGGGGUUCUCGGAGACACAGAAUUUGGUCAAAAUUGACUUUGCGCACCGUGUGGGCCAGCACAGGGAAUGCCCCAAUGCCAAGCCCAGGCCUGUCCUGGUUUAUUUUGAGACCCCGCAGCAACGAGAUUUAGUUUUGAAAAAAUCUUACAAGCUGAAAGGAACUGGCAUUGGGAUUUCAACGGAUAUUCUCUCUUCUCAUGACACACGGGAACGGAAAGAACGGGGCCUGCCUUCUUCGCAGACCUAUGAGAGCAUGGACAUGAAACUGCCAGCAAUCGAUCUGAAAGCUAAAAGACAUGGCUGGGAAUCACCUGACAGCAGUGACAAAGAACUGGAAUCAGAUAUAAAUCGGAACAGUUAUGCAAAGAUAUCCAAAUCGGCCCCUCAAAUGAAAAGAAAUCUUGCCAAAGCAAGAGAGGAACCAGCAGCCCCUUGUCCCCCGCAAGGAGCUGCAGACGGUGCCCAUUUCCCCAGGGAGACCACAUGUAAGGAAGAGUCUUCAGGAACAGAGGGCCUGCAGAACGUGCCCAGGGCAGGCCGCCACUCGAGCAUUCCCCCUCUCUGGCAGUCGCAGAAUGACUUCACGGCUCUCAAGCUCAGCCGGUCAGAAUCAGAUUUCUCUAAACUCUGCCAGUCGUAUUCUGAAGAUUUUUCAGAGACUCAGUACUUCAGCAGAACCAAUGGCAGCUCGCUCUUAUCUUCCUCUGAUAGAGAGCUCUGGCAGAGGACGCACGAGGACCCGUCCAGCUGGUGUGGGGGUUCUCAAGACCAGACCUUUGAGGACAGUCACCCUUAUGCAGCGGAGAAUGAAGCAGAGAACACCGAAACGGUGGACAGCGGGGUCAGCAAUGGGGCACUGUGUGUGUCUGCAGACAGGAGUCACUACAGCAACUCUCAGGUCUCCUUGGAGGACGACCUUUCUCCAUGGAAAGACUGGAAUCAGCUGGAACCAAGCACAGGCCUGGGGUUAGAUUCGUCAGCACAAGACAUUUUGGCUUAUGAUUUGAGCAGCUCUUCUGAUCAGCAGACAGACUAUGGCCAACAGAUGGAUCUCUCAGAUGUCCAGUAUGAUGCAGAGAAUUACGAUUUCGCUCUGGAGGGCAGCUCUCCUUCUGGUGUGGGGCUCAGCAGUGAAACGCAGGGCCAGUGGGUUGGCCCGUAUGAUGACUAUCAGGAGACAAAUGACAACACUCUGUAUCAGAACCAGGACCGAAAGUCCAUGCUGUACCGGAGCCAAAGUGAGCUGCCAGGAAAUGACUUUGAGGAAGCACCUCCAAAAUCCUGGCACAGCAGGCUGAGCAUUGACCUUUCAGACAAGACAUUCAGCUUCCCCAAAUUUGGGAAUACCCUACAGAGGGCAAGGUCAGCCUUGGAAGUGGUGUGGAAUAAAAGCACGCAGAGUUUAAGUGGGUAUGAGGACAGUGGGUCAUCUUUUAUGGGGAGAUUUCGGACUUUGUCCCAGUCAACUGCUAAUGGAUCAAGCACAACUCUGGAUUCUGAUGUUUACACAGAGCCUUAUUAUUACAAAGCUGAGGAUGAGGAUGGCUACAGUGAGCCUAUUGGCGAGAAUGAGACAGAUUACGUGGAAGUCAUGGAACAAGUUCUUGCAAAACUGGAAAACCGAACUAGUACCAAUGAAUCAGAAGAACUGGCCCAGGACUAUGGUCCAGAGCAGACUCCAUAUGAGAGCCCUUGUACUGUUUCACAGGAGCAUUCCCCCAAUGGAUGUUUUGAUAAUUCCUUGUUGAGUGAAGAUGUGUUGGAAUUGGUGGAUGAUACAGUUGAUGAAGCAGUCGAAGUAUGUGAAGAUGAAAAUCAGAAUAUCCCAGAACUCCCUGUUCAAGCACCCAUGAAAACAAAGAUCCGGCCAUCAUUUAAAGAAGCCGCUCUGAAGGCAUACAAGAAACAGAUGAGCGAACUGGAGGAGAAGAUCCUUGCUGGAGAUAGCAGCUCUGUGGAUGAAAAGGCUCGCAUUGUGAGUGGGGGUCCUUUGGAGGCUUCCAAGCUUGCCAUCCAGGCUUUUGCAGGCCCGAGUAAUGCUCUGUACGGUAUUGACAGCAUGCCGGACUUGCGCCGGAAGAAGACUCUUCCUAUUGUUCGGGAUGUGGCCAUGGCUCUGGCCGCUCGGAAGUCUGGGAUCUCACUGGCCAUGCUCAUCCGGACAUCUGUGAAUAACGAGGAGAUGAAAAUGCAUGUCUUCAAGAAGACCCUGCAGGCCCUCAUCUACCCCAUCUCCUCCACCACCCCGCACUGUUUCGACGUGUGGACGGCCACGGCCCCCACCUACUGCUACGAGUGUGAGGGCCUCCUCUGGGGCAUCGCCAGGCAAGGCAUGAGGUGCACCGAGUGCGGGGUCAAGUGCCACGAGAAGUGCCAGGACCUGCUCAACGCCGACUGCUUGCAACGAGCAGCAGAAAAGAGCUCCAAGCAUGGUGCAGAAGAUAAGACCCAGAAUAUUAUUACAGCAAUGAAGGAGCAAAUGAAGAUCCGAGAGAGAAACAGACCGGAGAUCUUUGAGCUGAUCCAGGAAAUGUUCCAGAUCCCCAAGGAGGACUUCAUACAGCACACAAAGGCAGCCAAACAAAGUGUCCUGGAUGGGACUUCCAAAUGGUCAGCAAAAAUAACCAUCACAGUGGUGUGUGCUCAGGGGCUGCAAGCAAAGGACAAAACGGGCUCCAGCGAUCCGUACGUCACUGUGCAAGUUGGCAAAACCAAAAGGAGAACGAAGACUGUCUUUGGAAACCUGAAUCCAACUUGGGAUGAGAAAUUUUAUUUUGAAUGCCACAACUCAACAGACAGAAUAAAAGUCAGAGUUUGGGACGAAGAUGACGACAUCAAAUCUCGAGUGAAACAGCACUUCAAAAAGGAAUCGGACGACUUCUUGGGACAGACCAUCAUCGAAGUGCAAACCCUGAGUGGAGAAAUGGAUGUCUGGUACAACCUCGACAAGCGAACGGAUAAGUCUGCAGUGUCCGGGGCCAUCCGGUUGAAGCUCAGCGUGGAAAUCAAAGGGGAAGAGAAGGUGGCACCCUACCAUCUGCAGUACACCUGCUUGCACGAGAACCUCUUCCAUUACUUGACGGAGGUAAAAUCCGGUGGGACGGUGCAGAUUCCCACCAUCAAGGGCGACGAGGCCUGGAAGGUCUACUUCGACGAUGCUGCGCAAGAGAUCGUGGACGAAUUUGCAAUGCGCUACGGCAUCGAGCAUAUCUACCAAGCAAUGACGCACUUCUCCUGCCUGUCCUCGAAGUACAUGUGCCCCGGUGUCCCGGCAGUCAUGAGCACCUUGCUGGCCAACAUCAACGCCUUCUAUGCCCACACCACGGCCACCACGAACGUGUCUGCCUCGGAUCGAUUUGCUGCUACCAACUUUGGGAGGGAAAAAUUCAUAAAGCUGCUGGAUCAGCUGCACAAUUCGCUGAGGAUCGACCUCUCGAAAUACAGGGAAAAUUUCCCUGCCAGCAAUCCUGAGAGGCUCCAAGACCUGAAAUCAACCGUGGACCUGCUAACAAGCAUUACAUUUUUCCGCAUGAAGGUGCUGGAGCUGCAGAGCCCUCCCCGCGCCAGCGUGGUGGUGAAAGACUGCGUCCGAGCCUGCCUGGACGCCACAUACAAGUACAUUUUUGACAACUGCUAUGAGCUCUACUCGCAGCUAAUAGACCAGAGUAAAAAGCAAGAUUUCCCCCGGGAGGAGCAGGGUCCAACCACCAAGAACCUGGACUUCUGGACACAGCUGAUCACCCUCAUGGUUACCAUCAUCGACGAGGACAGGACUGUCUACACCCCCGUCUUGAACCAGUUCCCCCAGGAGCUGGAUAUGGGCAAAGUCAGUGCUGAGCUCACCUGGACCCUCUUCGCACAGGACAUGAAAUACGCCCUGGAAGAGCAUGAAAAGCAACGGUUAUGCAAGAGCACAGAUUACAUGAAUUUGCACUUCAAAGUGAAAUGGUUUUAUAAUGAAUAUGUGCGAGAGCUCGCCUCAUUCAAAGAUGCAGUGCCUGAGUACUCUCUAUGGUUCGAGCCUUUUGUCAUGCAGUGGCUGGAUGAGAAUGAGGACGUCUCCAUGGAGUUCCUCCACGCUGCCCUCGAAAGAGACAAGAAAGAUGGGUUCCAGCAAACAUCCGACCAUGCGCUCUUUUCCUGCUCUGUGGUGGACGUCUUCACGCAGCUGAACCAGAGUUUUGAGAUCAUAAAGAAGCUGGAGUGCCCGAAUCCCGAGGCACUGUCACACCUCAUGAGGAGGUUCGCCAAGACGAUCCAUAAAGUGCUCACUCAGUAUGCUGCUAUCAUAACAAAUGAUUUCAGCUCUUACUGUGAUAAGGAGAAUGUGCCCUGCAUCCUGAUGAACAACAUCCAGCAGCUGCGAGUCCAGCUCGAGAAGAUGUUCGAAGCCAUGGGGGGGAAAGAGCUGGACCCAGAGGCCAGUGGAGUCCUGAAGGAGCUGCAGGCCAAGCUCGGUGGCGUCCUGGAUGAGCUCAGCGUGACGUACAGCGCCAGCUUCCAGGCGGUGAUCGAGGAGUGCGUGCGGCAGAUGGGGGCCGAGCUGAGCCAGCGGAGGGGCAGCGGAGCAGCCGCCGAGCAGAGCAGCAGCGUGAUGGAUGCGGAGCUGGUGCUGCGGCCCCUGAUGGAUGUCCUCGAUAAGACCUUAAGUGUCUCUGCCAAAAUAUGCGAGAAGACCGUCCUGAAGCGGCUCUUGAAAGAACUUUGGAAGCUGGUCCUGAACAAACUGGAGAAGCAGAUUGUGCUCCCGCCGCUGACGGAGCCGGCGGGCGGCCCCAUGCUCCUCAGUGCGGCCAAGGAUUUUGGCCAGUUGUCCAAGCUGAAGGACCACGUCAUCCGAGAAGAGAACAAGAGCCUGACGCUGAGGCAGUGUGCGAUUAUGGAAGUGGUCCUGGCCACCAUCAAGCAAUACUUCCACGCGGGAGGAAACGGGCUGAAGAAGAACUUCCUGGAGAAGAGCCCAGACCUGCAGUCUCUCAAAUAUGCACUGAACCUUUACACGCAGACAACAGAUGUCCUGAUCCGGAAAUUCAUUGACACCCAGACGUCGCAGAGCCAGGUGACCAGCAGCGCCGUUGGGGAGCUCAACCUUCAGGUGGACCUCACAACCCACCCUGGGACCGGUGAGCAGAGGGUCACAGUGAAAGUGGUCGCCAUCAACAAGCUCAGCUGGCAGACCAGCGCCAUGUUCCGGCCCUUCGUGGAGGUCUGCCUUCUGGGGCCCAGCCUUGGGGACAGAAGGCGGAAGCACGGCACCAAGACCAAGAGCAAUACCUGGUCUCCCAAGUACAACGAGACCUUCCAGUUCCUCCUGCGCCCCGAGGAAAACCCCGGGGCCUACGAGCUGCACCUCUCCGUCAAGGACUACUGCUUUGCCCGGGAGGACCGCCUCAUCGGCAUGGCCGUGAUCCAGCUGCGCAGCCUGGCGGAGCGAGGGACCUGCACAGGGUGGCACCCGCUGCUGCGGAGCAUCUCCGUGGACGAGACGGGACUGACGAUUCUCCGGAUCCUUUCUCAGAGGACCAAUGACGACGUGGCAAAAGAGUUCGUCCGGCUCAAAUCGGAGACCCGAUCUGUUGAGGAGACCACCUAA